Priapulus caudatus is the source of this 1852-nucleotide messenger RNA. RefSeq names its product mediator of RNA polymerase II transcription subunit 1-like. Lineage: Eukaryota; Metazoa; Priapulida; Priapulimorpha; Priapulimorphida; Priapulidae. Gene Ontology annotation, cellular component: mediator complex. Gene Ontology annotation, molecular function: transcription coregulator activity. Gene Ontology annotation, biological process: regulation of transcription by RNA polymerase II. Bases 53 to 1828 code for a protein of 591 amino acids. The transcript is spliced from 17 exons. The record is from RefSeq and is a predicted model, not a curated record.
CCAGAGCGCGAACACAGAGAAAAUCCAAAUAACAUAAACACAACGUCAAAAAAUGUUAGCGAUAAGGAAUGGAGUCAAAAAGGAAUUUAAAAAAGUGAAGAAGCCAAAGUCGCCCGAUGUUCGGCUGACCGAGUUGAUGUCUGACCUGAGAAUGAAAGUCGGACAGUUGCAUUCUUGGGAGGACACGGCGAAAUCCGUCCGAAUGUCCAUGAUGGAAAAGCGCACGUUGAUGGACAGUCACGAUCGCAGACAACUGCAGAAAUGUCUGGAUGACUUGCAGAGAGCCAUCAAAGUCACAUCAGUGCAAACUAUGGUUGAAAGGCUAGAGAGUAUUUCAAGGCAGCUUGGGCUCAGGUUUACGGCUGGCUCGUCCGGCAUUGAGUGUUUCAUCAGCACGGACACAUUCUACGUGGAGGUCACGCUGGACCCCGGCGAAGGUCACGCCAAGGACGUGAGGAUCGCUCACCGUGGCGAGCCGUCGAGUUGCGACGAAUUGGUGCAAAUAUUAAGACGCGGCGACUUCACAGCAUUUACCGAGCAUCUGCAGGGACUAUCCGCUAUAUACCAAAUCAGCUCCGACAAACAUCAGAAGAUGAAAGGAUAUUUGGCACUUCAGUCCCUUGAAGCAGAUUUAAUAAUGCUAGCAGAGUUGCAGAAUUGCUCGAUUUCUGAUAUAUCUGAUCUGAUACACAAAUCUCCAUUAGGAAUUCUUCAACCGAGAAUAGGAGGUCGUGCGUUACAACUAGUCUACCUCGUCUCGCCCUACGAGCUGCUGGACAGGGAUGAACGAACGUCCAUCACGCUCUCCGUCGAAAAUGUGAUACAGAGGAAGAUUGGAGCAACACUGAGAGUCAACAUAGAACCAUCAGAGUCACACAAGCUUCAGUCUAGACCAUUGAUGUCCGUCGCAAAAACCCAGGACGGAAAAAGUCUGCCAUCGUUUGACGCGUUGAGUAACUUGAACAGCAUCCCUCUGCCCGCCUGCUUCACCCUCGACCUCGGAUGCCGCGUCGCCAUAGCAACGUGCCUCGUGCGCAAGAUCCAAGCAAUAACGAACGUGGAGUUUGCUGAGAUUUCUCAGUCUACUUCCUUAGUCGACCUGAUAGUCAGAGAACAUUCCCACGCCGCCACGGACCCGGGGAAGGGACUCCACGUCUCCCUUCCCGGCGGGCAGCAGCACUGCUACUACUUUGCCACACCGGCGGCAGCGACGGUGGCGGACGAGGAGGAGGGAAGGGGGAGCCACUUGUCGCUUCGCGGCAUCGCCGUCUGCCGCGUCCCGUUCACGCAUCCGACGCACGUGCCACAGAUCGUGGCGACGCUGCGGCGGCAGGCGAUGUUCAGCCGUGUCGUCGCUAGCUGCGUGCGAAACAACGCGCGCGAGACAGAAGCGGGAGAGGCAACCAUGUUUGAGGUUACGCCAAUGUCAUUGCAGUGUAUCAUCGUCACGUUUCAACAUCCAUGCGAGGAGUCUAUAGCAACAGUGAAAUUCGACCUGAGUGACGUUCCAGAUAUAAAGUGUGAGGUGGAGGUGGCCAGUGGCAGUGAACCUUUGUGUGACAAUGAAUUUGUCACCAAGGUGAUGCAAAGGUGUUGGUCCAUCCCCAUCACCAUGCGUUCGCUGAUCAGGAGAGCGGCCAUGACACGACCGUCGUCGCCGCCACCGCCAUCGCCGCCCGACCAUUCUUACUCCACGGAAACCAAGCCUGCCGAACACUCCGAUUCGGAAUUCCUAUUUCCUCGCCAGUACAGCGAUAGGAACAGCAACGAAGUGAAAUUCGUUAACGAGGAUAACGUAAACGAUGCCGAUGUAAUGUGUGACGUUUAGAAUAAUACAGCUUAUUCUUUGUAU